UCUCACUUUCUCACACUCAUAGGCCACAGAGUUCCACCAGAAACCACCGCUCUCAACCGUCGAUGGAGGUGGCCACCGCAGCUUCCAGCUUCGCGCUUCACACGCGCAUCUCAGCCGCUCCCCGAGCCCUAAACCCUAACCGCGUCCAAACGAUGUCGUCUUGCUCUCCUCUCCGAGCCUCCCUCUCCUCCAACUUCCUCUCGCCCUUCGCCGGCGGCAGCGUCACCUCCGACUUCUCCGGCCACAAGCUCCGCCCUUCCUCUCUCAAUCCGGUGUCGUCUCGUGGCUCUAAGCCCAAACGCGGUGUCGUCACCAUGGUUAUUCCAUUUCAAAGGGGAAGUGCAUGGGAGCAACCACCUCCAGACCUGGCAUCAUAUCUAUACAAGAAUCGAAUUGUUUACUUGGGAAUGUCGCUUGUUCCUUCAGUAACAGAGUUGAUUCUUGCAGAAUUUCUCUACCUUCAGUAUGAGGACGAUACAAAGCCUAUCUACUUGUACAUAAAUUCCACUGGAACUACCAAGGGUGGUGAGAAAUUGGGUUACGAGACAGAGGCUCUUGCAAUAUAUGAUGUCAUGAGGUAUGUCAAGCCACCAAUAUUUACUCUUUGUGUUGGUAAUGCUUGGGGAGAAGCCGCUUUACUCUUGGCUGCUGGUGCAAAGGGAAACCGUUCUGCGUUACCCUCAUCAACAAUCAUGAUAAAGCAGCCAAUUGCAAGGUUCCAAGGUCAAGCAACAGAUAUUGAACUUGCAAGAAAAGAAGUGAAGAAUGUGAAAGAUGAGUUGGUCAAGCUCUUUGCUAAGCAUGUUGGAAAAUCGACUGAGCAAAUUGAAGCGGACAUUAGACGUCCAAAAUAUUUUAGUCCCAGCGAGGCAGUUGAAUAUGGCAUCAUAGACAAGGUACUGUACAAUGAGAGGGGUCAUAAAGACAGGGGAGUAGUUGCUGACCUGAAAAAGGCACAGCUUAUUUGAUGAAAGGAAGACUUGGAAUGAUUACUGGAAUUAACACUCAGAUGCAAGUUUAUGAGAUGACUGGCUUCUUCAGUACUGGAGCAAGAGUUUGCACCAUUCACAAAAAAACCAGUGUUAAAGCCGCAAGUGGUACACAAAAGUGCAGCAAAGGAAGUCCAUUAUAUAUGCCUUGACUUGUAUGAUUCCCAAAGAAUUUUGAUUGUUUUCUGGGUUUGGUUGAAUCUUACAUGCACUAGAACUAGGCUUAUGUGUAAAAACCGUUGAAAAGAAAUUAUGUUGUAUUCAGCUUACAGUAUUUGUUAUUAUAUUAUACAAAACUAAUUUU
Messenger RNA from Rosa chinensis, 1293 nucleotides. RefSeq names its product ATP-dependent Clp protease proteolytic subunit-related protein 4, chloroplastic. The record is from RefSeq and is a predicted model, not a curated record. The transcript has 8 exons. Bases 63 to 968 code for a protein of 301 amino acids. Gene Ontology annotation, biological process: protein quality control for misfolded or incompletely synthesized proteins. Gene Ontology annotation, molecular function: ATPase binding; ATP-dependent peptidase activity; serine-type endopeptidase activity. Gene Ontology annotation, cellular component: endopeptidase Clp complex. Lineage: Eukaryota; Viridiplantae; Streptophyta; Magnoliopsida; Rosales; Rosaceae.